This is a messenger RNA of Prorocentrum cordatum, 2440 nucleotides long. Lineage: Eukaryota; Dinophyceae; Prorocentrales; Prorocentraceae. The record is from the annotation of a GenBank genome assembly.
AGAGUCGUUUUGGCUAAAGUUUUGCUUGCAAGCCUCCAGCUGCCUGUCCUCCCGCGCUGACGACUGAGCACCCGCACUCUCUCAGCCAUGCAGAGCACAACCGCCUGCACCAGCGGCGGCUCCAUCAAGAGCGAUGCGUCGACAAGCCUCGAGAUGCAGACACUGUCGGUGAGCUCCCUGCCCACCAUGCACGACGCGCCGGACGACCUGUACGGGCCGCUCCUUCGCGGGUCGGGGUCGGCCGUCCUCUUCGGGUGGUGGCCCCGCUCCCGCUCCUGGGUUCGGGCGGAGCUCGUUGAGCGGACGACGCGAUGCCUCCCCGCGGUGCGGCCAAGGGUGGACUCCGUCGCGCUCCCGCGGCUGCCCGAGGUCGAGGCGCUCUGGGGCUGCUGGAGCGAGGCGCACGGGCUGGUCUCCGAGCAGGCCAUCUGGUUCCACCCGAGGCUCGAAGUGCCCAGCACCUCCGCCGACCCUGCCCUGGAAGUCUGCAGGGAGGUCUUGGCGCAGAUGGCUGGCUCCUUCAAUGUGGUGUUCUACCCGAUGUACUGUUUGUCUGCGAUCGCGAAGCCACGAACUUUAACAUGCCGAUCGUUGGGGACCCCGAGGACCACAGGCUCAUGCCCCUGAACGCGGCCAAGGCUUGGCUCCACCCGCAUAUCGGUGCACGUGACAGCCCUUGCUUGCGCACUGUCCUCUCGGCCCUGGGAGGCCGAAUCCGGGGGCCAAGGGGAUUUGUGGCCUUCAACGUCGAUGAGUUGCGCGAGGCGUUGGCGCAGCUUCGUCGGGAGUGCCCAGCUCGGACGAAAUUCGUGCUGAAGCCAGCGGCGGGCUCUGGGGGCUGCGGCGUCGUGCUUGAUGCAACGGAGGCCCAUGUGGACGCCUUCGUGUUCGGUUCGUCCGGGGGCUCGGCGAUCCUUGAGGAGAUGGUUAUCGGACUGGACACCCCGCAGUCCCCAACACUCUACAUGAUCGGGGACACACCUUGCGGGCCCCUCGCCGAUCAAGUGCUCGCAGACGACUGCUCCACCAAUCUGGGGAACAGGUUCCCAUCCAUGCUGCAGGAUGAGGACCUCUUCAGCGCGUGCGUGAAAGCCUCCCAGGAGAUCAACAAGACUUGGGGUAUGACAAGCAAUUGGGGCCUCGACUUUGUCCUCGACAAGGGCGGAGACGCAGUCAUCGUGGACAUCAACAUGGGACGCCCGAAUGGGAACUUCGCCGUCCGGCUAUGGGCCAGCCUUUCACAGAAACCGCUGACCGUGUUCACAGGAUCGUGGACGGUUCCUGUUCACGGACCUUCCAUCGAGAGUAUCUUCGAGUCUUUGCGUGCGGCGAACAUCCUCUGGAAUGGCGAUGAGGGGGUCAUCGUGUACCAAUAUGUGCCCGGCUGUCCUUCCAGCUACGCCAUUGCGAGUGCACGUGGUGCCGAUGGUGUUUCUCGGCUUCAAGCGCAUCUUUCCAAGACAAUGCUUGAUGUAAAUGGCAUUGUGUUCCCGUAGAGAUCCAGUCAGCAAGCACAUAAGGUCUGCCCUCCCUCCGAUGAAAAUCAAACUUACAAACAGACGGCAUCACUGCCGAUUGAGUUUUAUCUUGCGGGCGUGAUCGAGCUUGCGGGCCUUGCAUCUGGACAUGGUGCCAUAGUGGGGUGUUUCUGUGCAUGUAUGAUUGUAGUGCGCCGCAAGCGCACAUGACGCAAAACGUGUUUGUUCACGCCCAUGGUUGUACAGUUAAGCAGUGCUUGGAGGCAGUGUGGAGCAAACCAUGCGUUCAUAAUAUCCAGUCGCCUUUGCCAGCGUGUUGUAUGUCAGUCCGCUCAAGAGCGCGGUUAUGACUCCCAUGCUGGUUCGGAUGGUUGAAGGACUUUAUGCCCAACACUCCUAAGCCCAUGAGGUUGGCGGAAUUACCAUUUUGGAAUUAAAAGGCAUGUCGCAGCAUGUGCGACGUCAUUUCAUGUGGCUGUUCGUGCCCAAGCACGUCGCCAUCAAUACACUUGGGCACGUUAGCAGUUGCGUCCCGAAGCCGGAGUCGAUCGAGUCGACUCCCCAGCACAAUUGCUGUUCAGCUGUUGGCGCCUGUCAAUUGGUCCGUACCUCUUCCUCGUCAUUGUCCUCCUUUUCUCCGCUUCCUUGUUCUUCCCUGCUCUUCUCUCUUCCUCUUUCCCAUCGUAAGGCUCACCAGCCAACUGUUUCAAAAAGGAUCGUGUUUACUUAUUAAUCGUAGGCGUCGUGCAGCGUGUCAAUUCCCAUUGUCACACACACACUGCGAUGCCAUUCAACGAGUUGUUUUCCUCUAAAAGGAUGUUCGCGACAAGUGCGACGUCUUCUCACGUGACUGAUCGUGCCGAAGCAUGUUACCAGCCACACAGGUGUGUACCUUUCGCAGUUUUGGAUCGAUCGUGUAUUUCCUGCCCGCUGUGUUCAAAAAACAUAUUCCGGUGGUCGGG